This is a messenger RNA of Neocloeon triangulifer, 15276 nucleotides long. RefSeq lists its product as uncharacterized. Bases 118 to 14964 code for a protein of 4948 amino acids. The record is from RefSeq and is a predicted model, not a curated record. Gene Ontology annotation, biological process: microtubule anchoring. Lineage: Eukaryota; Metazoa; Arthropoda; Insecta; Ephemeroptera; Baetidae. The transcript has 14 exons. Gene Ontology annotation, molecular function: microtubule binding. Gene Ontology annotation, cellular component: axonemal microtubule; cytoskeleton; sperm flagellum.
CGGCCUACCUCAUAAGAGGCUGAGCAUUCAGUCGCUACAGUUCCACUCGCGCGCAGUGCAAAGUUUAUUCAAUAUUAUUUUUUAUCAAAUAUUAGCAUAGUGAGUUAAUGUGCCGCGAUGACAGUGACAAAAAAGGGAGAAGGAACGUCGGCGAAAAAGAAAGGUGCUAAAGAGAUUAGCACCUCGGCGGGCCAGAGUUCGUCAGCCGCGAGUUCGUCGUCCGUUCAGGUGGUGAAGUCGAGCUCUACGACCGAGGUAGUCGAAAGCGUGGUGGAAGACAUUACGCAAGUAAGUCAGACGGAAAAUGAACAGCACCAAAAAUUUACUGUCACGGAAAGCAACGGCACCGUGGAUUUUAAAAAUGGAGCCGUGAGCAGCAGCAUUUCUUCCACCGAGGCAAACUCAAAUAGCAAAUCGGCCUAUUCGAGCUCGCAAAUUUCGGAAUCGGCCUCAAGUUCGAAAAUUUCAGAAAUGGCUUCAAAAUUACAAAUUUCCGAAUUGGCCGAAAGUUCUUCUCAAAUUUCUGAAUCGGCAUCAAGCUCGCAAAUUUCAAAGCAAUUAGCUUCCAGUUCAAAAAUGGUGGAAUCGGCCUCCAGUUCGAGUUUGGUCGCCUCCCAAAGUAGCUCCCAACAGCAAAUAUCAAAAUCGAGCUCAAGCUCAAAAAUAAUGGAGUCAGCCUCAAUAGUGAGCGAAGCUAUGGAGGCCGCUUCCAAUGUGAUAGAAUCAAACGCGAUGGCCACAAUUUUAGAAUCAGCCUCUUCCUUGCAAUCUAUGAGCAUGUCCGAGUCAAAAUCUAGUCUCCGACAAUCUGUUUCAAAGUCUUCCAGCAAAUCUGAAGUGCUCGAGACGAGCUCUUCUUCCCUGAGCGCGGGCGGAGUUCAUGCUUUCUCCUUUUCGGAGGGCACGCAAAAUAAAUCAUUUUCUUCCUCGCAACAGGCGCAGAAAUCUGAGGCUGUGGAAUAUGUGAGCGUUCCAGCCGCAGGAAAAGCCUCAUUCGUACAGCAGGAGAUAUCCAGAAGCAGCUCAGCGAAGGAAAUUGUGCAACAAUCGUCCAGCAGCGUCGUGAAAAGCAGCUCAAGCAUCAACGUGUUUGAACAGGGUGAGGCCACCAUGCUUUCCUACAGCCGUCCGGCAGCCGGCAAGCCGUCGGUCAACCGAACCACCUACGUGGGCCAAACUGGUUCGUCUAGUUCGGACGUGGUUGAAAAAGGGCAGGCCAGAGUAAUAAGCCAAGACGUAACUUCGUCGGUCAGUGCUACCCACGCAGACAGUGGCGCCACUGCUCAUGACGCCCUCGUUUCCUAUCAAGAGGUUCCUGGGCAGACGACCCACUACAUCAACAUGGACGACGGCGGGAGCGUCAAAAUCACUGAAAUCCUUUAUCAGCCGCUACCAGCUGCAGGCAAACCCUCUGUAUCCCAGAAAAAUAUUCGCGAUCAACAAUCAGCUCGUGGACAAACUAUAAAUGAGCAAAGGACAUUCACUGCCCACAUGACGAGUGGUGACAACCAAAAUUGGUCAAUUGACCAGGCCAAUUCCACCUACAAAGUCAUGCCUGCUGCAGGAAAGUCAUCCAUGUCUCAGAGAACUCUUCAAGAUCAACGAACGGUCGAUGGUCUCUCCACUAGUGAGCAACGAAUGUCAAGUACCCACAUGACGAGUGAAAACCAGAACGUUUCAUUUGAUCAGUCAAACUCUACUUACAAAGUUAUGCCUGCUGCUGGAAAGGCGUCUGUAUCCAACGUUGAACAAAGAGACCCAAACUUGCAAACACAUAAAGAAUCAAGCUCUGGUGAAACAGUUUAUUAUAAGUCGAUGCCUACGGCUGGAAAGCCUUCUGUGUCCAACAGAACGCAUUGGAGCAACAGCCAGCAGAUCAAGAGUGAUUCUCACGGAAACACGUACGAAACAUCUACAAGCGAAACAUCUCAAUUCUCGUCCACAAUCUCCGGACAAUCGCAAGUAGCGGAUAAAACCGAGAGGAGUGUCCUAAUUGGAGAAACAGAAUACAAGGUGAUGCCAACCGCUGGGAAGCCAUCAGUGUCUACCAGGGAUCAGAAGGAAAGUCAAAAACCUUUGCAAAAAGGUUUGGAUCUGAAGGAAGGUCAGCAGAAGGUUACCAUUGAGGAGGUGACGUACCAACCCAUGCCUGCCGCUGGAAAACCGACAGUUUCUUCCAGAACAGUGCAGUAUUACUCGGACACCUCGUCCGAGUCUCAGCAGAAACGCGAAUCGGUCUCAUUUGAUCAGAGUACAUCAAAGUCCUCAUAUGAAGUGAUAAGUGGAGAAACGUCAACUCAAAGACCAACACCUGCUCCUCGAACCCUCGCAGACUCCACCGGCGACCACCAAGUUUUGACAACCGUGGAGAAAAUAAUCUACACGCCUAUGCCUGCAGCCGGAAAGCCCUCGGUGACACAACAACCUGGCGAAAAGACCAAGCCCACGGCCGGCCGGGCCACCGUGCCACAGGACGUGCUCAAGGAGCUGAAGAAGAGGCAGAGUUCGCAAAACGUGUUCUCCUCCUCUGAAACUACUGAGAGCUCAAAUAUUGAUGUUUCAAGCAGCAGCAUAAUUAAAAAUAGUGCCCAGCAAAACGUAAUUAACGAGGUGAUUGUAAUCAGGGGUAGCGAGAGCAGCGACAAGUCAAAGGAUUCAAAAAUUACGUCACAGCAAACAUCUCGAGAUGAUAAGACUACCAAAACACGUGGGGCUGCAGAACAGAGUGUCACCAUUGAAGAGCAGCGGCAGAGCAAAAGUAUGACGGCCGAGAAGACGGAGAAAGUGGACAAGAGGAAAAGUGAUGAGCCACCAAAAAAGGAGCAGUGCGUCUGCCAGAUCUGCACCUGCGGUCGCCACCAUUGCACACACGUGCCAUCCAGUGAGCCGAUUUAUGACGCGUCCAAGGGCCCUGACAUUCCCGGAGACUCGCUCUCGCACCAAGAGUAUAAGGCGUUCCGACCCGACGAGGUGGACAGACCCAAAAUCAAGAGACUGAACACAGUCCUGCAUCAAGAAGGAGAUAUCGAAACCGCCACAACUUCAAAGACUGCUUUCGUGCCACUGCCGUUUGAGAGACAGAAACCGAUUAAGCGUGAAUCUGAGCUGCAUUUGACUGAAGGUGAAAUUGAAUCGGUCUCUGCAUACCGCUCAGAGUUUGACAAGAAGCAGACUGAAAGGACACAAAGAUACAAAUAUGAAGACCAUUUGCAUCUUGAAGGACCUUUUCAAGGCGAACCUCAUUCACGUGAGGAUUACAAGCCUAAGGUCGGAGAAAGGGCAGAGGUACGGAAAUAUGAGGACCACCUUCGACUGGAAGGUGACUUUUCAGGCCAUAGUCACGUUAAGGAGGAAUACAAAGUUGUGAGAGGAGAAAGAGCAGAGGUGAAACGCCAUGAGGAUCAUCUGCGAAUGGAGGGCCUUUUCGAAGGUUCUCGAAAGGACGAUUACUCGGCCGUCAAGGGAGAACGAUCUGAAAUCGUAAAGCACCGCGACAAUUUGCAACCCGAGGGUGAAUUUUUGGGCAAGAGAGAAAACAUCGUUCCGCAGAAAGGUGACAGGGCGCAGGUAAAAAGACCUGAAGACAAUUUGCGUCCUGAAGGAGAGUUCACUGGCCGCAGGGAACAACCUGUUCCAGGAAAGGGAGAAAGGUCACCAAUUAAAAAGCCAGUGGAUAAUUUGCAUCCUGAAGGAGAAUUUACUGGAAAAAGAGAAGAGCCCGCACCCGGUAGGGGAGAACGAGCAACAAUUAAAAAACCAACAGACAACCUGCGUCCCGAGGGCGAGUUCUUGGGCAAAAGGGAUGAUUACACCCCUGGGAAGGGGGAAAGAGCUCCCAUCAAGAAGCCAGAGGAUAAUUUGCGUCCUGAAGGUGAAUUUACAGGAAAACGAGACCUCCAACAACCAGGAAAAGGAGAUAGGGCACCAGUCAAGAAACCUCAGGACAACCUUCGUCCUGAGGGUGAUUUUACUGGCAAGAAGGAGGAGCAAAUACCUUUAAAAGGUGACAGGGCGCCUACCAAGAAACCACAGGACAACCUUCAUCCUGAAGGUGACUUUGUUGAUUUCACAACUUCAAAAUCUGAUUUUACUGGAGAGUUGACUGAUCGUCCAAAAAUGGUUCGCCGCAACACCUUCACAAAAUUGGAAGGAGAUCUUUCUUUUGAGGAAUCAACAAGCAAAAGCGAAUAUAAGGCACAUGAAUCUGUGGAAAGAGUUGAGGUUACACGCCACCAUGACAAUUUGACUGUUGGGGAAGGAAAGUUUGAGGACUCAACUCAAUCAAAGGAAGACUUUGAUUUAAAAAAUACCGGACUUGUACGGGGAGAGAGAAGGAGAACAUGGACAAAGCUUGAUGGGGAGCAAUAUUUUGAAUCAACAAACGCUGCAGUUUUUAAAUCUGUUUCACGUUCUGAAAGAAAUGAAAUUGUUCGACAUGAGGAUAAUUUGCGGCUAGAAGGGCAUUUUAUUGAUGACCGCCCCAAGAACGACGGCAAACCAGUGCGAGGUGAACGGGCAGAUGUGAAGCGCCCAGUCGAUCACCUAAAACCUGAAGGCGCUUUUGAAGGAAAGCCUAAGGAUGAUUUCACGCCAAAGCGCGGUGAGCGCGCGGACGUUAAAAAGCCAAGUGACAAUCUGCACCCCGAGGGUGAGUUUGCACAAAGAAGGCGUGAAUCUCCCAAAAGGGGCGAAAAAACAACUCCCAUCAGACCGUCUGACAACUUACGUCCAGAAGGGGAAUUCGAGCGCCCUGAAAAGUCCCCAUACGCUCCAGGCCAGAGACAAUCUCCAAUUAAACAGGCAGACAAUUUGAAACCAGAAGGUGAUUUUGCCAAAAGAGAAAGGCCAACUCCAGGAAAGGGAGAGCGUCAAUCUCCAGUCAAGCACGCCGACAACCUGCAUCCCGAGGGCGACUUUGAAGGGCGUCCGAAAGACGAUUUUAUUCCAAGGCAAGGCGAGAGAGCUGAUGUCAAACGGCCCAGUGACAAUUUGAGGCCAGAAGGUGAGUUUAUAAGGCAAGAAAAAGAACCUGCCCUCAAAGGAGAAAAACCGAUGCCAAUUCGACCUGUGGACAAUCUAAGACCUGAAGGAGACUUCCAGCGCCCUGACAAGUCUAAAUAUGAGCCUGGAGAGAGGCAGCGACCUAUAAGACAGAAUGACAAUUUAAGACCAGAAGGUGAAUUUGCUGGGAAGCCUAAAGACGAUUUCACUCCGAAGAGAGGCGAACGGGCUGAUGUCAAACGGCCCAAGGAUAAUUUGCACCCUGAAGGUGAAUUCGCUAGAAGGCAAUCGCCCAGUCCUGUUCGGGGAGAAAGGGCGCAAGUUGUUAUUCAUGAGGACCAACUUCGGAUGGAGGGAGAAUUCGAUGAUACAUAUAGGUCAAGAAAUGAAUACAAAGCAACAAGGAUUGAGAGAAGCCAACUUAUCCGCCAAGUUGACAACUUGCAUUUAGAAGGAGAAUUUGUUGAUCACCAACAGCGAGUAGACUACGGUCAAACAAAAGGAGAAAGGGCCGAUGUUCGCAAGCCUCAGGACAACCUCCGACCUGAAGGGGAAUUUUACAGAAGAAGCCGCGAGUCUCCGAAACGUGGAGAAAAAUCUACGCCUGUUAGACCGACAGAUAAUCUGCACCCUGAAGGAGAAUUUGAACGACCUGAAAAGAACCAGUAUAGGCCUGGAGAAAGGCAGCCAAUUAUAAAACACCACGAUAAUCUGCGCACUGAAGGUGCAUUUGAAGGCCGUCCCAAAGAGGAAGCGCCGAAAAGGGGUGAACGAGCUGAAGUAAAGCGCCCCGAAGACAAUUUGAGACCAGAAGGCGAUUUUGCGAAGAGAGAACGUGAAGGCCCCAAAAAAAUUGACCGACCGUCACCUGUUCGGCCUGUGGACAAUUUAUACACAGAGGGAGAAUUUCAGGCGCCAGAAAAGCAAAAGUUCGUCCCUGCUGAGAGGCAGUCACCUUACAAGCAGCACGACAACCUUCGUCCUGAAGGUGAUUUUGCUAAGAGGGAACGCGAGUCUCCAAAACGCUCAGACCGACCGGCGCCUGUGAGGCCUGUGGAUAAUUUGCACACUGAAGGAGACUUUGAAGCGCCAGAAAAGCAGAAAUAUAUACCUGCAGAAAGGCAAUCACCAUACAAACAGCACGAUAAUCUACGUCCCGAGGGCGAGUUUUCCGGCAGACCCAAAGACGAUUUUAUUCCGAAGAGAGGGGAAAGAGCUGAUGUAAAACGCCCUGAAGAUAAUUUGAAGCCGGAGGGCGAGUUUGCCCAGAGAGAGCGUGAAGGCCCAAAGAGAGCUGACAGAAGAACACCAGUGAGGCCUGUCGAUAACUUGCACACUGAAGGAGAAUUCCAGACUCCAGAAAAAGUAAAAUUCAUUCCUGCUGAAGCUCGGAAGCCGUAUAAACAGCAAGAUAACCUACAUCCUGAAGGUGAAUUUGCUGGCCGUCCAAAAGAUGAUUUUACGCCAAAGCGUGGUGAUCGAGCUGAUGUUAAAAAGCCGCAAGAUAAUUUGCACCCAGAAGGAGAGUUCAAUGGCCGACCUAGGGUGGAUUAUGUGCCUGGUAAAGGAGAACGAGCGCCAGUUGUCAAACACGAAGAUCACCUACGAAUGGAGGGCGCAUUUGACGACUCGUACCGUUCGAGAGAUGAAUACAAUUUUGUCCGUGUUGAAAAGAGAAGCAUGAUUCACCACGAAGACAACCUGCACCUUCAUGGGGAAUUCAGUGAAACUAAGCACAGGGAUGAUUAUAAUAAUACCAAGGGUGAAAGGGCGCCCAUACACAAGCCAGUGGAUAACCUGCACACUGAAGGAGAGUUUGAAGCGCCAGAGAAGAAAAAAUUUGUCCCUGCUGAAAGACAAGCUCCGUACAAACAGCACGACAAUCUGUGGCCUGAAGGAGAAUUUACCGGCCGACCAAAAGAUGACUUCUCUCCCAAACGAGGUGAAAGGGCUGAUGUCAAGAGACCGGAAGACAACCUAAGGCCUGAAGGUGAAUUCACCCAGAGAGAGCGCGAGGGCCCAAAAAAAGCUGAUAGGCGAACACCAGUCCGGCCUGUUGACAAUUUGCACACUGAAGGGGAAUUCCAAGCUCCAGAAAAAACUAAAUUCAUCCCUGCAGAAAGUCGAUUGCCAUACAGACAACAAGACAAUCUCUGGCCAGAAGGUGAAUUUGUUGGAAGACCUAAGGACGAUUAUACACCUAAGAGAGGUGAGCGUGCUGAUGUCAAACGCCCAGAAGAUAAUUUACGGCCAGAGGGUGAUUUUGCGAAGAGAGAGCGCGAAGCACCAAAGAGGUCUGAUCGUCCAGCGCCUGUCAAGCCAACCGACAAUUUACACACUGAGGGAGAAUUUCAGGCACCAGAGAAACAAAAAUACAUCCCUGCAGAAAGACAGUCGCCAAUCAAGCAACAUGACAAUUUGCGUCCUGAAGGUGAAUUUGCAAAGAGGGAACGUGAGACUCCUAAACGGUCUGACAGGCCAGCUCCUGUUAGGCCUGUUGACAACUUGCACACUGAAGGAGAGUUCCAGGCGCCAGAAAAACAGAAAUUCGUUCCUGCAGAAAGGCAAUCACCAUACAAACAGCAUGACAAUCUGCACCCUGAGGGAGAAUUUGCAAAGCGAGAACGAGAAGUUCCUAAAUUGGCUGAUAGGCGCACACCAGUGAGGCCCGUUGACAAUUUGUACACAGAGGGCGAGUUCCAAUCUCCAGAGAAACAAAAAUAUAUUCCUGCCGAGAGACAAUCACCAAUCAAGCAGCAUGACAACCUUCGACCUGAAGGAGAGUUUGCUGGAAGACCUAAAGAUGACUUUACCCCAAAAAGAGGAGAAAGGGCUGAUGUCAAACGCCCUGAAGACAAUCUUAAACCUGAAGGAAAGUUUGCUCAAAGAGAGCGAGAGGGUCCUAAAAAGAGUGACAGACCUGCACCUGUGAGGCCCGUGGACAAUCUUUACACGGAAGGGGACUUCCAAGCACCAGAAAAAACAAAAUAUGUACCUGCGGAUAGGCAAGCACCCUUUAAGCAGCAUGACAACCUUCGUCCAGAAGGUGAAUUUUCUGGUAGACCCAAAGAUGAUUUUACACCAAAGAGAGGUGAGCGAGCAGAUAUUAAGCGACCAGAAGACAAUCUUAAACCUGAGGGAGAGUUUGAUGCAAGCCCGAGGAAUGAUUACCGACCCGGAAUUGGUGACAGGGCUGCCGUUGUGAAACAUGAAGAUCACCUCCGCAUGGAGGGCACCUUUGAUGAUACACAGAGGACUCGCAAUGACUUCCAGAGAAUUCGCCAGGUUGAGAGAGUCCAAAUUGUUCGACAUGAAGAUAAUCUUUACAUGGAAGGAGAAUUCAUUGAUAAUAUGCAACGAGAAGACUACGGUCUUGCAAAAGGAGAGAGAGUCCAUGGGAAAAAGCCUAUUGAUAACCUUCAUCCAGAGGGUGAAUUUUACAGGGAGCCAAAAGAGACGGCUCCUAAUAAGGGUGACAGAGCCGAUGUUAAGCGCCCUCGGGACAAUUUAAAGCCAGAAGGAGAGUUUGAGAAGCGGUCACGAGAGCCUGUAAAGCCAGCUGAAAGGAUGAAACCUGUGAGACCUACAGACAAUCUUCAUCCUGAGGGAGAGUUUGAAAGACCUGAUAAGAAAAAGUUUGAGCCAGCUGAACGUCCAACACCAAUUAAGCCUGAAGACAAUUUGCGACCUGAGGGUGAAUUUGAAAGAAAACCAAAGGAAAAAGCGCCAACUAGAGGAGAGAGAGCUGAAAUUACAAUUCCUCAAGACAACUUGCAUCCCGAGGGUGAUUUUGCCAAGAAAGAGAAACCAACUCCAGGAAAGGGUGAAAGAGCGCCAAUGAAAAAGCCUAUAGACAAUUUGCACCCAGAGGGAACAUAUGAAAUGGUUUCGAGAAAUGACUACAAUGCUGUGAAAGGAGAGCGUGCUGAAAUAGUGAGACACGAGGACCAAUUGAAGAUUGAAGGAGAAUUCUAUGACACUACUCGCUCGCGAAAUGAUUAUAAGGCUGUUCGCGUUGAAAGAAGUCAGCUAAUCAAACAAGUUGAUAAUAUUCACAUUGAGGGCGAGUUUGUGGACAACAAACGUCGAGACGACUACAGACCAUCAGUUGGAGAUCGCGCUGAAAUUAAAAAGCCAAAAGAUAACCUUCGACCAGAGGGAGAAUUCGAAAGACACAAAGACGUGCCAUUCGUAAAUGGAGAACGAAGCAAACCUAUUAGGCAUGGGGACAACUUGAAACCCGAGGGAGAUUUUGAAGUACCUGACAAACCUGGUUAUCAUCCCGGGGAAAGGCAGAAGCCUGUACGCCCCAUUGAUAAUUUGAGAACAGAGGGCAACUUUGAGAUGCCUGAAAAACAAGGUUAUAGACCUGGUGAAAGGCAGAGUCCCAUUAAGCAUCCAGACAACCUUAAGCCGGAAGGUGACUUUGAGAGGCCAGUUAAGCAGCAGGUUGGCCCUGGCGAGAGACAGUCCCCGAUUAAACAAAGGGAUAACCUUAAACCAGAGGGCGAAUUUGACAGACCAGUGAAGCAAAUAUAUGGCCCUGGAGAGAGGCAAACUCCUAUUAAGCACCCUGACAAUCUUCGUCCUGAAGGUGAAUUCGAAAGACCUUUGAAGGAAUCAUUUGGGCCUGGAGAAAGGCAGCGCCCUGUGAAGCACCCUGACAACCUGAAACCAGAAGGUGAAUUUGAAAGGCCAUCAAAGCAGCAGGUUGGCCCUGGCGAGAGACAUUCGCCGAUUAAACAAAGGGAUAACCUGAAACCGGAGGGUGAAUUUGAUCGACCAGUGAAGCAAAUAUAUGGCCCUGGAGAGAGGCAAACUCCUAUUAAGCACCCUGACAAUCUUCGUCCUGAAGGUGAAUUCGAAAGACCUUUGAAGGAAUCAUUUGGGCCUGGAGAAAGGCAGCGCCCUGUGAAGCACCCUGACAACCUGAAACCAGAAGGUGAAUUUGAAAGGCCAUCAAAGCAGCAGGUUGGCCCUGGCGAGAGACAGUCGCCGAUUAAACAAAGGGAUAACCUGAAACCGGAGGGUGAAUUUGAUCGACCAGUGAAGCAAAUAUAUGGCCCUGGAGAGAGGCAAACUCCUAUUAAGCACCCUGACAAUCUUCGUCCUGAAGGUGAAUUCGAAAGACCUUUGAAGGAAUCAUUUGGGCCUGGAGAGAGGCAGCGCCCUGUGAAGCACCCUGACAACCUGAAACCAGAAGGUGAAUUUGAAAGGCCAUCAAAGCAGCAGGUUGGCCCUGGCGAGAGACAGUCGCCGAUUAAACAAAGGGAUAACCUGAAACCGGAGGGUGAAUUUGAUCGACCAGUGAAGCAAAUAUAUGGCCCUGGAGAGAGGCAAACUCCUAUUAAGCACCCUGACAAUCUUCGUCCUGAAGGUGAAUUCGAAAGACCUUUGAAGGAAUCAUUUGGGCCUGGAGAAAGGCAGCGCCCCGUGAAGCACCCUGACAACCUGAAACCAGAAGGUGAAUUUGAAAGGCCAUCAAAGCAGCAGGUUGGCCCUGGCGAGAGACAUUCGCCGAUUAAACAAAGGGAUAACCUGAAACCGGAGGGUGAAUUUGAUCGACCAGUGAAGCAAAUAUAUGGCCCUGGAGAGAGGCAAACUCCUAUUAAGCACCCUGACAAUCUUCGUCCUGAAGGUGAAUUCGAAAGACCUUUGAAGGAAUCAUUUGGGCCUGGAGAAAGGCAGCGCCCUGUGAAGCACCCUGACAACCUGAAACCAGAAGGUGAAUUUGAAAGGCCAUCAAAGCAGCAGGUUGGCCCUGGCGAGAGACAGUCGCCGAUUAAACAAAGGGAUAACCUGAAACCGGAGGGUGAAUUUGAUCGACCAGUGAAGCAAAUAUAUGGCCCUGGAGAGAGGCAAACUCCUAUUAAGCACCCUGACAAUCUUCGUCCUGAAGGUGAAUUCGAAAGACCUUUAAAGGAAUCAUUUGGGCCUGGAGAAAGGCAGCGCCCCGUGAAGCACCCUGACAACCUGAAACCAGAAGGUGAAUUUGAAAGGCCAUCAAAGCAGCAGGUUGGCCCUGGCGAGAGACAGUCGCCGAUUAAACAAAGGGAUAACCUGAAACCGGAGGGUGAAUUUGAUCGACCAGUGAAGCAAAUAUAUGGCCCUGGAGAGAGGCAAACUCCUAUUAAGCACCCUGACAAUCUUCGUCCUGAAGGUGAAUUCGAAAGACCUUUGAAGGAAUCAUUUGGGCCUGGAGAAAGGCAGCGCCCUGUGAAGCACCCUGACAACCUGAAACCAGAAGGUGAAUUUGAAAGGCCAACAAAGCAGCAGGUUGGCCCUGGCGAGAGACAGUCCCCGAUUAAACAAAGGGAUAACCUGAAACCGGAGGGUGAAUUUGAUCGACCAGUGAAGCAAAUAUAUGGCCCUGGAGAGCGUGCGGCUCCAAUCAGACAAAAAGAUAAUCUAAAAUUGGAAGGAGAUUUUGAAAAACAGCCUAAACUAAAUGCACCUCUCAAGGGUGAAAGAGCUGAUAUUAAAAAACCAAAGGACAAUUUGGCACCGGAGGGCGACUUUGUGAGAACGCACAGGGACGAUUACAACGCAGUUCGUGGUGAGAGGGCUGAAAUUGUACACCAUAAAACAAAUCUAAUUGUCGAAGGAGAAUUUGAUGAUAGCUCACGCUCAAGAAAUGACUUCAAGGCUUUCCGUGGAGAGCGGGUAGAAAUAGUUCGACACAAGGACAACCUUAAACCGGAGGGAGAAUAUGAACCGCAAAGACGAAAUGACUACGCUCCUACUAAGGGUGAAAGAGCUGACGUGGUUGUCCACGAAGAUCACUUGCACAUGGAGGGCAAAUUUGAUGACAGUUAUCGAUCUCGAGAUGAAUAUUCGGUGAAGAAAAUUGAAAGGAGCACGCGAGUUAUUCAAAAAGACAACUUGCACAUCGAGGGUGAGUUCAUCGACCACACUGCUAGAAAUGAAUUUACCCACGUCCAAGGUGAGCGCGCCGAAGUUAAACGGCCUCAGGACAACCUCCGACCUGAAGGAGAGUUCCAUGGACGCCCCUCUGACAAAGGCCCAGUUCGCGGUGAGCGGGCCGAAGUGCGCAUACCCCAAGAUAACCUACGACCGGAAGGUGAAUUUGAAAGACGCCCUAAGGAUCAAGCGCCGAAGGGCGGACGGCCAUCACCUAUCAAGCACCAGGAUAAUUUGCACCCAGAGGGAGACUUUGACCGACCAUCCCAGGCACCAUAUCGUCCUGCGGAAAAAGUUUCACCAACUAGACACCCGGACAACCUUAAAGUCGAGGGAGACUUCGAGGGUCGGCCAAGGCAAGAGGCUCCGGGCAAAGGCGAGCGUGCCAAUGUGAAAAAGCCCCAAGACAAUUUGCAUCCUGAAGGAGAUUUUGAUUUCAAACCCAAAAAAGACAACAAUGCUGUAAGAGGAGAACGGGCGCCAAUUGUUGUCCAUGAGGACCAUUUGAGACUGGAAGGUGAAUUUGACCGUUCAUAUUCUUCAAGGAAUGAAUACAAGAUUGUAAAAGGUGAGCGAGCUGUCAUUCAGAGAAGGACGGAUAAUUUGCACAUAGAAGGAGAAUUUGUUGACCAUUCGAGACGCGAUGACUAUAAGAUUGUAAAGGGCGAGCGCGCUGAUGUGAAAAAGCCAGUUGACAACCUCCAUGUUGAGGGUGAAUUUGAAAACCGCCCCAAGAAAAACGCUCCACUUGUUGGAGAUAGAGCAGAGGUGAAGCGCCCUCAGGACAAUUUGAAGCCAGAAGGCGAGUUUUACUCAAAAGAACGAGAGAAGCCUGGGCAGGGAGAAAGGCAAUCACCCAUCAAACAACCUGACAAUCUCAAAGUAGAGGGAGACUUCCAUCGUCCUGAGAAGGACAAAUUCAAACCUGGCGAGAGACAAUCUCCUGUAAAGCACCCAGACAACCUGAAGGUGGAAGGUGAUUUUGAUCGCCCUGACAAGCCAAAGUACGGCCCUGGUGAGAGGCAGGCGCCAAUAAAACAUGCAGAUAAUCUCUGGCCCGAAGGUGACUUUGACAGACCCACCAAGAGCACUAUUGGCCCUGGAGAGCGCCAGUCUCCCAUCAAACAUCCUGAUAAUCUGAAGGUUGAAGGAGACUUUGAUCGGCCCCAGAAGCAACAGUACGGACCUGGCGAGAGACCCUCCCCCUUCAAGCACAAGGACAACCUGAAACCUGAAGGUCAAUUCGAAGGUCGUCCUUCUGACGACUUUGUUCCUAAGCGCGGCGAAAGAGCCGAAGUGAAAAAACCGCAAGAUAAUCUCAAACCCGAGGGAGACUUUGCCAAACGAGAGAAGACCACUCCUGUUAGGGGUGAGAGGUUCUCCACAGUAAAACACCAAGACAAUCUCAAAAUGGAAGGAGAAUUCGUAGACACACGAGAGAAGAGCAGGAUUGUUGUGGGCGAAAGGGCAGAUGUUAAAAAGCCGACGGACAAUAUAAAAAUGGAAGGCUCCUUUGAAGGCAGAUCUGUGAAUCAAUCCGCUUUUGAAAAGACUGCAACCACUAAGAGUAGCACUGCUUACAACAACAUGACCCACGUGGACAGGAGGAAACAGAUGACCUCGUCCUUCUCGUUGGGCAACGACAUGCAGAGCAUGGUUGAGGCCUCGACCACUCGGCGCCAAACCGUCGCCCGGAAUAACGCAACGACCAAAAAGGCUACCGAAGUUGGACUGGCGCACUCAAACGUUACUUCCAACACAAACACGGAGACCAGGGUUAUGCCGGAUGGAAGUAUUGUGACGACCACCAAAAGGUCAUCAACCUACGACACCAACUCGCCCUCUAAGACCGUUUCAGGAUCAAUGGCCCAUGUGGUUGAAGAUCAAGUAUCGACUCGCACGAGCACCACUGUGGCAUCCGAACAGAAGCAGAGCGAAAUUUCUCAUAGAAAGGCCUCUGCCGUAAACACCAAGCACUUUUCUGAAAGUUCGUCGCAGAUCAUGAAUGCAAUGGGAACAGACACGAAUGUCCGCCAGUCUAGCCAGCAAUCGACAAGCCAAGCUCAGUCAUCUAGGGUGGUUCAAGAAACAGCACAGGCCUCCACCUCUGUCCAGCAACAGACGGCAAAAAUGUCCAGUUCGAUUCAACAAUCGGGACAAGUGUCCAGUUCUGUCCGUAGGUCGUCCAGCCAAGCUCAGUCCUCCAGUUCGAUUCACGAAUCGGAAAAAGUUUCCAACUCUAUGCGGCAGCAGAGAGGACAAAUGUCCAGCUUGAUUCAAGAAACGGGACAAGUUUCCAGUAAUGUCCGAAAGUCGUCCAGCUCUGUUCAAGAAUCGGGACAAGUCUCGAAUUCCACUCGACAACAAAGUGCACAUCUGGCAACUUCCAGCUCAAUGCAGAACAUCAGCAAGUCCUCCUCUUCAAGUGCCCUCCAUUUGUCCGACUCGCGCAGCCAGCAGAAUCUCUCAGAGGGACACCACCGAAAGAGCGUCAUCUCGGCGACGUCCGAGGAUGUGAGCAACUCGGUCUUGCACCGCAAGAGCAACGCCGCCGCCAGCGAGUCGGUUCAUGUGUCCUCAAUGUCGGCGCUGAGCCAGCGGAAGAGCAUCAACAACCUGUCCGAAUCGGCCUCCUCCUACAACCAACAGAACGCAAACCGGGUCAGUCUGUCCACCUUGCACCGCCACUCUAACGAGGCCAGGGUCAUCCAGGGUGGGCAGCGGGCCGAAAGGGUGGUGCGCCACGACAAUCUCAGCGUCGGCAGCGGCGCUUUUUACGGACAGAGCGAGGCAAAGUCCUACGGAAACUUCUCUGGGCAGCAACAACAAAGGGUGUCCCAAGUGCAGAAGGGCAAACAGCUGUCCUCCCACAUUGCCUUUGGUAACACCGGUUUUGACUCCAACUCGUCCUACCGCAAGGAGUACGUCGUCGUCCACUCUGGACCCUGCCCAGCCGCGCUGCUUGAGACGGAAAAAUCCUCCUAUCGUCACAAACGGGACACCAAGGAGCACAAGUUCUACGCGCCCAAGUCCGCUAAAUAAUUUUUUUGAUCUUUGGAAAAAAAUGUGCCAAUCUGAAUUUGUAACAUACUUAGUCAAAAUUUCAUAACUCGAGAGUUUUAACUGAUUUUUUUUUCGUCUUCCAAUGCAUACUCGUCCCCUUUCAAUUAUUUUACUGUUGAUCUAAUGAAGAAAGAAAAUGCUUUUUAAAAAAACUAAUAACUUUAAGCUAUAAUAUUAAUGGGAAAAAAUGGUUUCCUUAUUUAGAACUAUUUUGAGCAUAUGACAGCGAACAAUUUAUUUUGUAACACGCAAAUGAAUAAUUAAGAAUAAAUAGCUUUGUAAAAAUUCAAA